AUGGUGUGGAAAGAUGAAGUAGUAUAUAUGUGUUCAGGUGAUGAAGGGAGGGAAGAUGAAGCUUUGAUCUCACAAGAAUCUUCAGAUUUAGAAGUUGAAUCCAUCAAAACAAUCCCGGAAUCACCAGCAAGUUUGUUCAACAAUAAUUUAAUGCUGCAAGCAUAUGGUGGAUUUCUGUUGUUUCUCACUAAAAAAGGAACGAUUAUGUUUGUAUCAGAGAAUGUAGAAGAACACCUGGGCUAUUCACAGGAGGACAUGAUAAGUCAUUCUAUAACAGAAUUUAUCUCCCCUGCUUACUAUCAUGAGAUUCAUAAUCAUCUUAAAGUUCGAACACAUAAAUCAUGUCAUCUCCAUCAAGAUCCUUCAGAAAUUCUAUCCACAGUUCACAGUCGUAAUUUCUGUAUUGAAAUGAAAACUAAUACCAGGAAAGUUGAAGAUAAAAUUUUGAGGAAUAAUUCCUUAGUGAUGACUAAGUGGUCUGGUAAAGUGAAAGUACGACCAUCGAAGAAAGCGAAAGGUUAUUCAACCGAGGGAUUGAUGUGUAUCUGUUGUCCUGUUCAGUCUUCAGCUAUAUUAGAAGUUAGAAUGGAAGGCCAGAUGUUUAUGAGCCGCCAUAAUAUGGAUAUGACCUAUAUCUACUGUGAAAAAAGAAUUGUAACCCUGAUUGGUUAUGAGCCAACAGAUUUGAUUGGUAAAACCUGUUAUCAGUUCCAUAAUCCAUUGGAUGUCAAAAAAAUCAGCAGCUGCCAUUCUAAUUUAUUGGCCAAAGGUGCUUCUACCAGUAAAUACUACAGGUUUCUGGGAAAAAGUGGUGAUUGGGUCUGGAUGCAGACUCAGGCUACCAUUAUUUAUGACGCAGAAAAUAAAGGGAAAUAUGUUGUCUGCAUGAAUUACAUCAUCAGCAAGGAAGACGGUGAAAAAUAUUUGAAAUAUGAAGAAGAACAAAAUGGCAUUCCUGAUCCACAAAUACAUGGCUGUAUUGACUUGACCUCAACCCCAACUAAGCCUGUACCGAUCACAGAGGCAGACAAUAAACCACAAACUGAUCAAACCCAGAGUCAGACUGAGAUACAACCAAACUCAGCCACAACUGAAAUACAGUCAAAUUCUUUCCACACUGAAAAUAGUGAUAUACAACCAAACUCAGUCUCCUCAGGAGUAAGCCAACAAGCAAAUUCAUCUACGAAUGAACCAUCAUCUAAUUCAAUCAUAAAUGUAGUACAACCAAACGCUGUUACAAGCAAACCACAAGGCAGUUCAGUCAUGACAACAGAAAAGACUAUAUCUGAUUGGUCAAAUGUUCAGUCAUCCUCAUAUCCAGGGUGUUCUCCUACUGUUACCAUGACAUCAGUCACAGAAAGUAUGCUGAAUCCAGGAAUAGACAUCAUGGAUGAAAAUAAUUCCACCUUAAAUAUGGAAGAGGAUGAUGAAGAUGAUUUAUUUGAUUUGGAUUUGGAAGUACCUUCUUCAUUACUUCCCAUUGAGAAGGUCAAGGUUACCUCCGUAGCUAGCCUGACACAGAAUUCAGAUCCACUGUUGUGUCCAUUGAGUAAAGAAUCCAACAUCUUGAUGACUACAGAAUCAUCACCAGUGGAAUCUGAAUCAUCUAUUACUAUUGACAUUGAUAAUGAUUUUGGUAUUUUAGAUGAUUUACUGGAAAACAUUAAUCAUUUUCCUUCCACAAGUUUAUCCAGCCCAGUUGGGACCUCUCCUGGAGGAAGUAGGCCAAUAGAAGCAGGUCACUUCUCAAAAUUACCUUACACAGUUGAUGGUAUCCAGGGUCGAAAUGGACAGAGCAUGUCCUCUCCUAACAAAAUUGUGACAAAUGCAAAUUUUUCACCAAAGAUUACUGAUAAAACUUUUAAUCCAAAGAAUCCAGUGCAGAAAUCUUGCCAGUUAUUGCCAGUGCCAUUUAAAAAUUUGCAAGAAAGACCUUUACCUUCCAAGAAUUCAGACUCUUGCCAACAAAAUCUUUCAUCUGGGUCACUCUUACGAUCCCUACUCCAUCGUGAAAGUCCACCCCCUCUGAAAACCAAAACCACAUCCAGUCCAUCCCCAAUAGCUUCAUCCAUUCCACUGAAUCAAAAUGCUCAAUGUAAAUCCAAAUCUAGUUUUUACACUACCUCCACUUCCUGUGUUUCAUCCAAUCAAAGUUUGCUCAGUGCUGUGCUAGAGGGCAAUGCAACCUUGAAUAUUCCCACAUGUAAGAAAACGGUUCCCAUUUCCAUGAAAAAUGCCCAUCUAACUUCACGAAAGGUCAUGAACUCUCAACCACGUUUUGUUCAAAGAACUGAUCCAUAUAAAAAGACAUUUUGUAGUCAUGGACACAGUUGUCAAGGUUUAGCAAGACCAGUUUAUCAGACUAUUAAUGUGAAAACUUUAUCGGAUUUUGCUUUCUUGAAAAAUUUGGAAAAUGGUGUAAAUGUGAAUGAUUCUGCUAAGAAUGAAAGAUUCUUGGACAAUGAUUCGCACGAAGUGGAACUUCCAGAUGAUUUAUUGGAUCUCCAUAUACAGUAUUGUGACGGAUUAGCUGAAGAUCAAACUCAAGCCUUACUCGCUGAAUUUGAACAAGACUUGUUAUCCAGCCCUGAGGAUUUACUAAUCCCAGAUUCUGUAGAAGACCCAAGAUCCCCGAACACAGAAAGCUACCAAAAUUACUUCACAGAUGUAUUAAAUAUUGACAGCUACUCUAAAUCGUAUCAACUCCCAUCCAAUCAAAAUCAAGACAUUAAUAUAACUUCCACCAAUCAGCAAUCUCUAAAUAAUUCAAACAAUCACAUGACUUCAUGUUGUAAAGGCAACAUUAAUACGAACAAGACAACUGACAAUAAUCCACCAUCUUGGAAUUGUUGUCAUGCUUCGAGACAAGGGGGCUUACAAUCACCGACUGUUUCCAGUACGCAAGUUGGAAAAAUUUGCCUUUCUCCGGCUAGUGCUCACGACGAUAUCAGCUCAUCAAGUGACAGUGAUUUUUGUGAAGAUCAGAACAAAACAAAGAAAACUGUGACAUCAUCAAACUCCAUAGGUGUUCAGACAGCAUAUACAAAUUCUAAAAAUUUCAAUUUUCCUCAAUAUUCAAAGUUGAACGGAGGUCAAAGUACUAAAAAUAGAAUGUCUGAGUUGGAACAGCAUCUGCGUGGCUAUAAAUCUUGUAAUAAUUCACAGACUACCGAAUGUUUGGAGUGUACUAAUAUUGAACGUCAUUCUAAAGUGACGCCUUUUUUGCAUAAACUUCUAACCGGUGAGAUCUCACGUGAUUUGUAUCAUGAAGUGGACAAGUUGUUAUUGAAUUCCAAGAAUUCAAAUUGA
Messenger RNA from Lottia gigantea (owl limpet), 3309 nucleotides. RefSeq lists its product as hypothetical. Lineage: Eukaryota; Metazoa; Mollusca; Gastropoda; Lottiidae. Bases 1 to 3309 code for a protein of 1102 amino acids. Gene Ontology annotation, molecular function: DNA-binding transcription factor activity, RNA polymerase II-specific; RNA polymerase II transcription regulatory region sequence-specific DNA binding. Gene Ontology annotation, biological process: regulation of transcription by RNA polymerase II. The record is from RefSeq and is a predicted model, not a curated record. The transcript has 9 exons.